Molecule: messenger RNA, 3931 nt
Organism: Vombatus ursinus (common wombat)
Lineage: Eukaryota; Metazoa; Chordata; Mammalia; Diprotodontia; Vombatidae
Product: zinc finger protein 879-like
Exons: 5
Coding region: 652-2643 (663 amino acids)
Biological process (GO): regulation of transcription by RNA polymerase II
Cellular component (GO): nucleus
Molecular function (GO): RNA polymerase II cis-regulatory region sequence-specific DNA binding; DNA-binding transcription activator activity, RNA polymerase II-specific
Source: RefSeq, a predicted model, not a curated record
UCCCGGGCUCGUCCGCGGGUGCCCAAAGCCGCCCUGCCCAGGCUGGCCUGGGCCGGGACUGAAGGUCCAGAAGGACCCCUGACUGUCCCCGAGCAGUGUCUAGACCGCACGCUGCAGCCCCGCACUUCGAGACCCCAGCACAAAGACGGGGAGGCGCCGGGUCAUGCCCGCUCGGUACCCGCAGCUCCACGGCAGAGGAUGCUGCCAACUGAGUAGCGCACCCCACGAGAGCCACGCCUGCCUCGGGACCUGGGUUUGGACGCCCCAAAAGAAGGGGGUCUCCGUGCAUGAUGUGAGAUGCGCCCAACUCACCCCAACUUAUACAACUUCCGAAGAUCUGGGACCGAAACCAGGGAUGUGAUGACCCAGGCCCUUAGAGGAAGAGGCAGUUCUGUUGAGAAACUUGGGCAUUCUAGCGACUGAUGGAAAGCUAACCUUUACCAAGUCGUUGAGAGGUUGGACAACUUGUCUGGUUACAAAAUAGCUCCAGAGAAUGGAGGGGACCCUUUCGGCACUAGGCACUUUGAUCACCUUUUGUCCACAGGAGAGUUUAGACUUUCUAAUGUGCAGUUACCGAAAAACAAUGGACGUUAACUUACUUCAGUAAAGUCUGAGAAAAAGAGACCAUCCUCCAGUCGUACUGACCCCGAGAUGGGCACUGAGAGUGAUGCCUCCAGCGAAAGAGAGUGUGUGUGUCAUUACAGAAGUCAAAUAGGGAGUUCUUUCCUAGCUCAGCUCACUGAAGAUCCAGGCCUGGCCCUAGAGGAGAGCAUGGAGCCACAAGCAAUGUCUCCUGGCAACCAGAAGACCCCAUCCCAGCCGUCAGUGACAUAUAAGGAUGUGGCUGUGGACUUCACCCAAGAGGAGUGGUACCUCCUGGACCCUUCUCAGAAGGCUCUCUACAGGGAUGUCAUGCUGGAGACAUCCCAGCACUUGCUCUCUCUAGGGCUUCCAGUUCCCAAGGUAGAACUGAUUUCCCAUUUGGACCGAGGGGAAGCACCAUGGUUGUUGGAAGAAGAAUACCAAAGGAAAUCCUGUCUAGAUGGGGGAACCAUACCUCAGACCAAGGAGCCUUCUCCAAAGCUGAGUAUUUCCUGUGAUUUCAAUUUGAAAGAAUCCUGGCAUUGUGAUAUCAAGUUAGAGAAGAGGAAACAUAACUGGAGGAGUCAUUCCAGACGAUUAAAAAUGAUCCUCAGGAAAACUCCAGGUGAAGAGAGAGAUGAUGAAUAUAAUAAAUGUAAGAGGAAUUCAACCCUUUCUGUCCUCCGAGUUCCCAUAGGAAAGAUCCACCACGAAUAUGACAACAGUCAGAGGAGCUUCAGACAGUAUUCAGACCUAAUUCAAUGUAAGAAAUUCACCUCAGGGAAUGGAUGUUCCAAAUAUAGUGAAUGUAGGGGCUGCCUUAAAGAGAAGAUAGAACUCAUUCAGGGUCAGGAGACGCAUGUGGGAGUGAAAGUUCGGGAUAAUCACCGUGAGACAGCUUUCGGUUUGAUCCCAGGCUUUAUUAGUCAUCAGAAUAGCCCUGGAGAAAUGCCUUCUAAAUGUAAUGAAGAUGGUACAGGCUUCAUCCAUCACGUGUCUCUUAGUUUGCAUCAGAAAGCUCAUAUUAGAGAGAAAUUGCACGAAUGUAAUCAGUGUGGGAAUACCUAUUUUCAAAGGGUAGAUCUUAUAAAAACUCAAAAAAUUCACAGGGCAGAAAAGCCUUGUAAAUGCAAUAAAGUUGGGAAGGCCUUCCCCCAGGGAUUACCCCUCAUUUCACCUCAGAGGAUUCCUUCUGGAGAGAAACCUUACAAAUGUAAUCAUUGUACAAAGGUUUUCAGAAAGCCCUCCCAACUUGCUGUACAUCAGAGGAUUCACACUGGAGAGAAGCCCUAUAAGUGUAAUGAAUGUGGGAAGGACUUCAGAUGGAGAGCAAACUUUAUCAUACAUGAGAGAAUUCACACUGGAAAGAAACCUUACAUAUGUAAUCAGUGUGGAAACGUUUUCCAAAAGCCUUGUAACCUUGCUGAACAUCUGAAGAUUCAUACUGGAGAGAAGCCAUACAAAUGUAAUGAAUGUGGGAAAGCCUUCAUUCAAAGAGCAAAGCUUAUUGUACAUGAGAGGAUCCAUACUAGAGAGAAACCUUACAAAUGUAAUCAUUGUGGAAAGGCUUUCAGACAGUCCUCCCAUCUUGCUGUGCAUCAGAUGAUUCAUACUGGAGAAAAGCCUUAUACAUGUAAUGAAUGUGGAAAGGCCUUCAGACAGAGCUCAUCCCUUAUGGCACAUCACAGGAUUCAUUCUGGAGAGAAGCCCUAUGCAUGUAAUGAAUGUGGAAAGGCCUUCAGACAGAGAUCAUCCCUUAUGGCACAUCACAGGAUUCAUUCUGGAGAGAAACCCUUUAAAUGUAAUGAAUGUGAGAAGGCCUUCAGCCAAAAGUCAUCCCUUAUGGCACAUUAUAGGAUUCAUUCUGGAGAGAAUCCCUAUACAUGUAAUGAAUGUGGGAAAUCCUUCAGCUGGAGUGCAAAUCUUGUAGCACAUCAGAGGAUUCACACAGGAGAGAAGCCCUAUAAAUGUCACGAAUGUGGAAAGACCUUUACUCGGAAGUCGUUUCUUACUAUGCACGAGAGAAUUCAUACUGGACUGAAACCUUGUGAGGCUAUGUGAAGUGGAAAUACUUUUAACUGGAGAGAAGACCUUAAAAGAUAUCAGAAAAUUCAUGUUGCUCAUGAAGUUAUAAGAUGUAAUGAAUUAAAUAAAAAUUCUUACAUUCACCAUUUUUUGCUACACAAUAAUAUUCUAGUGUAUUCAUAGACCAUAAAUCUUCAGCCAUUCCUCGAUUGAUUGGCAACCUCUUUAUCUGAUGUUCUGGCUACAACAAAAAUUGCUGCUGUUAAUAUUUUAAUAUAUAGUGGACCUUUUAAUCUUAGACCGUGAACAAAAAGCUAUGAAUAUUUUGAUUAUUUUUCCUGGACAGUUCCUUUAGGUUUUUUUUUUAAAUAAAAUGUGGGUUUGUUUGUUUUUUUGUUGUUGUUGUUGGUAUGUGCUUGACAAAAUACCAGCAAAUGAGCAUUUUCAUUUAAAAAAAAGGAUUAUACAUAGAAAUAUAAAUUCCCAUUACAUAGAACUUUUUGUGGUUUUUGAAGAAAUACAUUAUUUUGUCUUCUGUAAUGGCCUCUAUCCCUUGUUUGGUUAAGAAUACAUCUCUUCUCCGUAGCUGUGAGAACUAUAUGAUCUCCUUUUCUAAUUUUUUAAUGCUAUGAUGUUAAUAUUAAGAGUAUGUAUCCAUUAAGAAUUUAUUGUUGAAUAAGGUAUAAUAAUUUGGUGUCAGCCUUCUUUCUAGUUUUCCCAGCAGUUUUUUAAUCAAAUAGAUAGUUAUUUAUGUUUUCAGAUUUAUUCAACACUGGGUUCUGUUUAUUUCUGAUUCUUCCAUGUCUAGGCUAUUUCACUGAUCUACUUCUCUGUUGUUUUUUUAAAUCAACACCAAAUAAUUUUGAAGAUGGAUGAUUUGUGGAGUAAUUUGAGGUCUUGAUAUGUUAUUUCCCUCUUCGUCCCUACCUUUUUUUCCACUGUUUUCCUUCGUAUUUUAGAUCCUUUGUUUCUGCAAAUGAAUUUUGUUAUUUUGUCAAGUCCCUUAAAGUAUCUUUUUGAUAGUUUAAUUGGUAUAAGAUUAAACCUGGAAAUUAACCUUGUUAACAUUGUUGUUUUUCUCAUAUUAGCAUGACCCAGCCAUUUGCACUAAGCAUUUCUCCAUCUAUUGAAUUUAUUUUUAUUGCUAUUCAGUAAUGGAAGAGCCACAGUGGGGUAUAUUGCAUAUGUUUUCAGAUUUUUUUUUAUCUGUUUAUCAAUUUUCCUGAUUUCCCCCUUUUUCCUUUUUUUCUUUAAAUAUAUUUGUUAAUAUCAGAUGAUUCUUGAAGAAGGGGAGGAAUAAAGGGGAAAAAUAUGGUGUUGUAAA